Gigantopelta aegis is the source of this 561-nucleotide messenger RNA. RefSeq names its product 60S ribosomal protein L26-like. Gene Ontology annotation, molecular function: RNA binding; structural constituent of ribosome. The record is from RefSeq and is a predicted model, not a curated record. Gene Ontology annotation, biological process: cytoplasmic translation; ribosomal large subunit biogenesis. NCBI's taxonomy places the organism in Eukaryota, Metazoa, Mollusca, Gastropoda, Neomphalida, Peltospiridae. Bases 90 to 527 code for a protein of 145 amino acids. The transcript has 4 exons. Gene Ontology annotation, cellular component: ribosome; cytosolic large ribosomal subunit.
GCAGACAUGAGUUACCUCCCCCUGUAUAGAACUCUUGAGUUUUCUUUUCAGGGCUUCUUCGCCCAUAGUGAGGGAUCUCAUUACUUAAGAUGAAGUUCAACAAGUUAGUGUCUGGUUCUCGGAGGAAGAACAGGAAAAGACAUUUCAAUGCACCUUCACACAUUCGCCGGAAGAUUAUGGGCACCCCUCUGUCCAAAGAAUUACGACAGAAAUACAAUGUUCGCAGUAUGCCCAUUAGAAAAGACGAUGAAGUUCAGGUCGUGCGUGGUCAUUACAAAGGUCAGCAGGUUGGAAAAGUUGUCCAAGUGUACAGAAAAAAAUACGUGAUCUAUAUUGAGCGUAUCCAGAGAGAGAAGGCAAAUGGUGCCACAGUUCAUGUUGGCAUUCACCCAUCAAAGGUGGUUCUUGUGAAGCUGAAGAUGGACAAGGACCGGAAGAGGAUUCUCGAGAGGAAAGCUCGCUCCAGGCAGAAGUCGAUGGCCGACAAAGGAAAACACACAGAAGAAUCAAUCAUGGAAACAUCUUAGAUAUUUACAAAGCCAUAAAAGACUUCUUAAAUUA